This is a messenger RNA of Pleuronectes platessa (European plaice), 1209 nucleotides long. RefSeq names its product beta-1 adrenergic receptor-like. Gene Ontology annotation, biological process: G protein-coupled receptor signaling pathway. NCBI's taxonomy places the organism in Eukaryota, Metazoa, Chordata, Actinopteri, Pleuronectiformes, Pleuronectidae. Gene Ontology annotation, molecular function: G protein-coupled receptor activity. Gene Ontology annotation, cellular component: membrane. The coding region runs from base 1 to 1209 and encodes 402 amino acids. The record is from RefSeq and is a predicted model, not a curated record. The transcript has 2 exons.
AUGGAUGUUCAGUCUUUGGGGAACCAAACAACCUGGCACCGUGACACUCGCGUGGAAAUGUGGUUCCUCCUGUUCAACUGCACAGUCCUGACGCUGACCCUGGUCUUGGGUUUACCCGGGAACCUGUGGGUCUGCUGGGUGGUUUCAAGGACCAAGAGCCUGCAGACCUGCAACAACGCGCUGCUGGUCAGCCUGGCCACCAGCGACCUGCUCAAAUGCUCCGUGGACACGCCGCUGCUGCUCUUCUCGCUGCUGCGCUACGGGGGCGGUCGCCGGGUGUCGGUGCCCGUCUGUACCCUGCAGCAGUUCACCUACGCGCUGUGCAGCUGCGUCCAACUGCUCACGCUGGUCGGCAUCAGCGUGGAGCGCUUCCAGGCCAUAGCCUUCCCCUUCCAGACCGAGGGGCGGAAAGCGAGGGUCCGCGUCUGGAUCCUGUUCAUCUGGGCGUGCGGCCUCGUCCUGGCGCUCGUCUCCCUGACUCUCUCCGAGAAAGCGCUGUGUUACAUGCUGUGUCGCCCGCACGGUGCCGGCCACGCCGGGGAGACACUUCGGUACUCGGACCCGUUCGGACCCUACGUGCUGGUGCCGUUGUGGGGAAUCUGUUUAACUUUGAUCGUCCUCCACUACGUGCGGAUAUUCAAAGUUGUGAGGCAGCACCGGAAAAAGGUUUUCCACCAGGGAGUCCAGCUGACGCCGACGGUGUCUGCGGACGUUUGGGCCUGGGUAAGUGGUCCGGCCGCUGUAACGGCUCCAGGGGGGCCCUUCAGCCCGCUGCCGCCCCGCCGCACGGUGCUCCUGGUAGCAGAAGCCGCUGCGCCCUGUGCGCCCGCCGCCUCUGGCACCGGGGGCCCGCCGGGGAGACAUCCCGAGAUCGUCGGGGCGGUGUGUCUGAUGACCCCCGGUGCCAGGGAGCGGGGGAAGAAACGGAUGGAGGGGAAAGUGGCACAGCGUUUCGGUUACAUUAUCAUCGCGUUCACUCUCUUCUGGAUGCCCAUGGUGGUUAUUCUGUUGGUGAAAGUCGUCUCUCGGCUGGAAAUGGACAGACUGCUGAUGGAGCUGGAGACCUCAGCCGUGGUGCUGACCUGCGUGCAGGCUGCGGUGGAUCCCCUCAUCUACACUUUGGUCACGAGACAGUUUCGUUCUGAACUCAGCAAGAUCCUCUCCUCCAUCCCGGGUUGUCCACUGAAACCCAGACAGGGCCGGGUCUAG